Messenger RNA from Ceratina calcarata, 640 nucleotides. RefSeq lists its product as uncharacterized. The coding region runs from base 253 to 630 and encodes 125 amino acids. The record is from RefSeq and is a predicted model, not a curated record. The transcript has 2 exons. NCBI's taxonomy places the organism in Eukaryota, Metazoa, Arthropoda, Insecta, Hymenoptera, Apidae.
ACGCGUUCUACAGUCCCCCGACAGUCGUUCGUCUUUCGUGUGUCAUCAGCCCUGAAAAAAAAUUGUAGUCUCGUACCGUUAAGUAAUUACGUGAUUAGAAAUUCUUGUAUAUACGGUCCGUGAAAUAUAUGUGGAACAAUUGUCAUCGUAGUGUAGCGUUUGUUUAUUUAAAAUGGCGACAACCACUCGGAUCCUAGAAUCGGCUUUCAGUAGUUGAAAAUUAAUUAUAAUCGUAAAAUUAGCAAGUGCAAAAUGGAAACAAAACUGGAUAAAAGAGUAUGCGAUUAUUGUCCACUAGCUCAUUUCGACAGAGAGGGUUGCACGGUGACGACGUGCAACUGGCCGAUGUUGAAUGUCGAUCCACGGUGUAGGACAAAUCAUCCUUACGGUCGUAAAAUCGAGCCCAUAAAGGGUGUCAGAUUCAGACAGCCGUCAAACUCGCCGUUGAAUCUCGGUUACUGCACGAAUUUGAUGUAUCGACCUUUGAUCCAAGGAGGCAUCGCGUAUCGCGGGGUGUAUAAAAUAGUUCCCCUGGAUUUUCCUCCGAACGAUCCUGUACUUGCUCGACCCGGCCCGGUGAGACCCACGGAUUUCAAAGGAAUGACCGUGUACUGCCGUCCCUGUGCUUGAACAUCUAAAA